UUGAACUCUCUCGAGUCUGCCUCCUUCUCAAUUCACCAGCUCCAUUAACACCCAAUGCAGAUGCAACUGGUGCAGCAGCAGCGGCGGCGGCAGCAGCUACGACGGAGCUUAUGCAGACAAGGCCUCCGGCUCCGCUCGAUCCUCUUGCACUCGCUCUGGAUCACCGUGGUCGGUGUCUUCCUCUUUCGCCUCGCCACCGCCAACACUCAGAGCAUCGUUUAUGUGAAGAUAUUCGCCGUCUCUGGUGUCGCGUUAGCAACAGUCCCCUGGAUGAUACAGCUUCUAGUCACAACAGCUAUCAUCUUGCUCUAUAAUGCAGGAGGCCGCAAUCUCCUGUGGAUCGUGCAAUCAGGACUCGAGGAGGAGAAACCAUGUGACGAAGGCUCGACGAGAGGAAGAGUUUUGAUUCAGACGCGCAGCGGUACUGAACAGCCAAGGGAUCAUUGGCCUUCGAGGUAUAAAACUUACGACGGCUCUCGCAUGCUGGUCCGAGUUGAUGGGAGAGCUGCUGGUCCUCAACUGCAGAGAAACAGAACUGUUUGACCUAAAUGGAGUAGUUUCCGUGUUUUCAUGCUUGCCACCGAACAGCUAGUCGAAGCGAUCCGACCAGGGUAUGUAGCAAGAAGCGACAUUUUGUUAAGCUUAAAUCUUUGUGAAUAAUUAGAUGUAGAUGAUGUUUUUCGAAGCAGACUGUAUAUUUACUCCUGUCUCUCCAGAAAGAAAGAACUGCAUUGCCCCCCAUUUACCGGAUUAUGCUCAUUUCCGAGCAAAGAAAG
Eucalyptus grandis is the source of this 776-nucleotide messenger RNA. RefSeq lists its product as uncharacterized. Bases 55 to 543 code for a protein of 162 amino acids. Lineage: Eukaryota; Viridiplantae; Streptophyta; Magnoliopsida; Myrtales; Myrtaceae. The record is from RefSeq and is a predicted model, not a curated record. The transcript has a single exon.